AUGACUGAACCGAAUUUUAGGAGACUUAAAAUCGCUCUCAAUCUAAAAUGCGACACAUCAAGGCAAGCUCUCGAUUCAACAUUGAGAAAGACCCCAAGAACAGCAGCUGAAAUUAAGCCAGAACUCACCCCAACAACAUCAGUUUUCAUUCCAGAUGCUCCUAAUAUAGCCGCAAUAAUUAAUAUGGUGGUGGCGAUGCGCCACCGUAGUCGUAAAAUUGCUUAUUCCAUCCCUCUGUGGAUGAACAAAAAUUGUUAUUCUCUAACUCAAGGUUAAUUUUUUUAAUAAAUUUUUUUUUUUAAGUUUAAAAAUAUCCCCAAUUCAAAUUGUUUUUAAAAAGGGAGUUAAUUAAAUUAAACAAAUUAGCUAUAAUAAUCAUCACUUAUAUAUAAAAAAUUUUUGCUCACUCACAAGAGAUAGGUUUUUACCCCAAAAAUAGGAUUUUUCCAAUGGUUUGCUCACUCAUGGAGAGAGGGAAAGUUAAUAUUCUAAGCAUGUUUCAAGCCCUUUAAUUCUAGCAUUUAGUGUGCCUAGCGCAGCCUUAAAGGUAAGUCAUAGGAGUAGCUCAUAACUCCUUGGUAAGUUUUCAUUAUCCGGAUGAUUUCUGUCCACAGCUUUUUCCUGCCAGUCUAAAUUUUAAUUUAAUUUCAUACAGCCACUUUUGAAAGCAACUUGUUUCUGAAAAGAAAAAAAUACACAAGAAGAAGAACAAUUGAGCCUGAUGCUUUUAAUGACCAUCAUAUGAAAAGCCUCAAGCGCAAACUUACUGUACUAGAAGAAUUUGGCUUGCCGAAUGAUGUAGAAGUAAAGCCAGUACUUAGAAGGUUCAAUUCUGAGCUAUCUAAUGUUUUAUCAAGAAAGUCUAUAACAAUGGCAGAUUUCUGGGGAAACAAAGUCGCACAAAACCUAUUAGCCUCUCCUAAACUGAGACAAGCUGCUAAUACUUUGAAGCAUAAAUAUUUAAUUCAAAACCGGGCAACAGAGCACUCUUUACUUUAUCCAAAUCACCCAAGAAAAAUGGAUAUGGGCACAAUAAUCAGGAUGCAGGGUACAAAUAAAUCGAAUUCCCCUAUUAAUUCCCCCCCUUUAAAUUAGAAGAAAAGUUUAGUAAAUUUGCAAUUUUUGGAUAAUUUAAACCCCAUUUAAAUUAGUUUUCAAUGGGAAGAUUUUAACUAAUUUUUAUAAAUUAGUUUUUACAUAAUUUAAUAGACAAAAUGCAAGAAGAAUGCUAUUUAAACAGUUUCCAAGCUGAAUUGAUUAAUUUUUAUUUUAUUUCUUAUAAAAAUAAAAUAAAUUCAAGGUAUUUUCUCAAUUUAUAUAUUUUUAAAAGAAAUUAAAAGAACUUACUAAUUUUUAUAAAGUUAGUUUUGACCUAAUUUAAUAGGAAAAAUAAUCGUAGAAUGCUAUUUAAACAUUCCACACUGAAUCUAUUAAUUUCAUAUUCAAUUCUCCAUAAAAAAGAUUAAAAUUCAAAGUAUUAUGCUCAAAUUAUAUUUUUAUCAUAUAGUUUUGACUCAAUUUAAUAAAUAUAGCAAGUAUAAUGCUAUUUAAACAGUUUUAACACUGAUUCGAUUCAAUUUUUUUAUUAAUUCUUCAUUAAAUAAAUUAAAAUUCAAAGUAUUGUAAAAAAAAUUUAAUCCCUUUAAAUUGGAACAGGAUUUUUUUUCAAUUUAAAUGGGGUAAGCAUCACGUUAAUUGCUCACUUUUAACGAGCACUACUGAGCCUAUAUUUCAUACAGAAAAAAGAAUGAAGAAGCACCGAGAGCUUUCUGAAAUAUAUCAAAUUAUGAAAAGCUGUGACGAUUUGUAUAAAACCGGCCAAGAAAAUUUGCAAAAGCUUAAAAUCCCACAUAAUGAAACGAUUAAAAUUAAAAAACUCCCAAAAAGAGCCAGAGCACAAAUAGAACUAUUUAAAAAACACUUAAAUUAA
Molecule: messenger RNA, 1930 nt
Organism: Blepharisma stoltei
Lineage: Eukaryota; Ciliophora; Heterotrichea; Heterotrichida; Blepharismidae
Source: the annotation of a GenBank genome assembly